GUUUUGCAGAAGUGGGAGGGUAUGAGGCCUUCACUGAGAAGUACAUGAAAGCCAUCCCAUCUGUCAUCAUAGACCAAAAUGUAACUCUGAACCCAGGAUGCUACAUGCCCAGAGCAGACUCCUUCCACCUCUUCCAGGAUCCCAUCACUGGUGAACUGCCAUGGCCAGGAGUCCUCAUUGGAAUGAACCUUGUUUCUCUUUGGUACUGGUGUGCAGACCAGGUGAUUGUGCAGCGAUGCCUCUCAGGGAAGAACAUGUCCCAUGUGAAGGCUGGCUGCAUCUUGUGUGGCUACCUGAAGCUGCUCCCCCUCUUCCUCAUGGUGAUGCCUGGUAUGAUCAGCCGCAUUCUGUUCCCAGAUGAAGUCUCCUGUGUUGUGCCUUCAGAAUGUGAGAAAUAUUGUGGUGCCAGCGCAGGCUGCACCAACAUAGCAUACCCGAAGCUGGUGGUAGAGCUCAUGCCCAAUGGUUAG
Vombatus ursinus (common wombat) is the source of this 470-nucleotide messenger RNA. Its product is annotated as sodium/glucose cotransporter 1-like. Gene Ontology annotation, molecular function: D-glucose:sodium symporter activity. Gene Ontology annotation, cellular component: plasma membrane. Gene Ontology annotation, biological process: sodium ion transport; transmembrane transport. The annotation marks the transcript as partial. Lineage: Eukaryota; Metazoa; Chordata; Mammalia; Diprotodontia; Vombatidae. The transcript is spliced from 3 exons. The record is from RefSeq and is a predicted model, not a curated record.